This is a messenger RNA of Plasmodium gaboni, 2895 nucleotides long. Its product is annotated as putative membrane protein. The transcript has 2 exons. The coding region runs from base 1 to 2895 and encodes 964 amino acids. The record is from RefSeq and is a predicted model, not a curated record. NCBI's taxonomy places the organism in Eukaryota, Apicomplexa, Aconoidasida, Haemosporida, Plasmodiidae.
AUGAGGAAGGACGAAUGUGAGAUGAAGAAAAAGAUCGAGAAAGAAUCGAUUGCUUUAUUUAAAAAGAAUUUAUUAAAAGAGAGUUAUAAAUGGUUUAAGGAUACUGAUUAUUUUGAAAAAUUAAAGAAUGAGAAUAAGUAUUCAAAUAUAGAAAAUAAGACAGAGACAAGAAAUAUAGUUACAGGUAGAUUACAAUUAGGAUGGGGUGGUACAUUUUUUUUAUUAUGUUGUGUUGUAGUAAUAUGUGAUAAUUCAGGUUGGCAAUCUUGUAAUCAUUAUAAUAAUAAUAUAUUUUAUUCUCCUGAAUCUUUAACUAUAGUAUAUUCUUUUUUAUAUAUAAUAUAUGGAGUUCCAUUAUUUAUAUUUCAUCAAUGUUUAGGUUUAAUAUCACAAGGUAAUUAUAUAAAAUCAUGUCGAUUGUUAUGUCGUCAUAUGAGUAUAUUAAGUUUAUUUUCUUUAUAUGGAACUAUAACAUUUUGUUCAAAAGAAAUAUGUAAUUUCUCUAUUGAAUUAUUACAGAAUAUUUUUAGAAUAUUUGAUAGAAAUGAAGAACAGAAAUAUGGUAUGACAAAAAUAUUUAUAGAUUUGUUACAUAGAAAUAUUGAUUGUAGUUAUAUUCCUAAUAGUUUAUAUGUUGAAUCUAUAGGACAAUGUAUAUCUUAUAAUGAUGAAGUAUUUGUAAAUUUCUAUGAAAAUAUAUGGUUUAUAAGUAAUAAUAAAAAUUAUAUUUAUUUAAUAAUAAUAAGUACAUUAUUUUUAAUAUUUUGUUAUUUUUUAUUAUUAAAAGAAAAUUUACGUGUUUUUAAAUUUUUUAUAUUUGUUAUCAUAAUUAAUUGGAUAACAACCAAAUCAGUUGUUAUUAUGAAUACAUUUUUUUUCUAUAUUCCUACUCAGAAUCAACAAAUAUAUCAAGAGAUAUUAUUAAUAUUUAAACAAGUAGGAUAUGUUAAAUUAACUAUUUUUUUAUAUGGAACACUAGCUAGAAGUUCAUCUAUAUUUAUAUUAAGUACAUUCGCAUCUUACUUUAAUAUAAAUACAAAUAUAUUUAAAAUUAGUAUAUAUACAUUUGCUUUUUAUAUAUUAAAUAUGUAUUUUUAUUUAAAAAAUGAAGCUUAUGAAUAUUUUCUAUAUAAUAAAAGUCUUAAUCAUAAUAAUACCGAUGAAUUCAAUUUUAUUAAAUGUAAUACAUAUAUUAAUAUGUUACAUCAAAUAAAUAAACAAAACGAUAACAAUCAUUUUUUUCAUUUAUAUAAAUAUAAACAAAAAUAUGCUGUGUGGCAAAAAUUAUGUUUAUUCUUUAGUACCUAUUCUUUUCUUUUCUCAACUAUAUUUAUUGUAUUAAUGCAGUUAUUAGGCCCAUUCAAUAUUAUAAAUGAAAUUAUUUCUACAAGUAGUAAACGCCACCAAAAGGAUACAAAAAUUUAUAGUUACAAGUCGUUGGUAAAGAGGUAUGAAAAGUAUGACUUGCACGAUUCUCUAUCAACAAUUAUGAAAGGUGUAAGUGAAGAUAAACAUAAAAAUCAAAAUAUAGGAGAAGAUAAACAUAAAGAUCAAAAUAUAGGAGAAGAUAAAUAUAAAGAUCAAAAUAUAGGAGAAGAUAAAUAUAAAGAUCAAAAUAUAGGAGAAGAUAAAUAUAGAGGUACAGGUAACCAUACAAAGAAAUAUACUCAUAAUUAUAAUACACUCGAAAAAAAUUAUCAUAGUACCUAUGACAAAUCAGAUGAACAAUAUGAUUUACACAAUAUGUCUAAUCAUAUAAAUUCUAAACGAUCAUCUUCUUAUAAAAAUGACAGCACAUCCCUUUCUUCCUCAUCACAUGAUAAUACUAUGGAUAUAAUAAAAUAUGAUCAUCCAAAAAAACAAACACAUAAUGAAAAAAAUAAAAAUUAUAGUUGUAGUAGCCAUAACAGUAAUGAUAAGGUCAAUGAUUAUAAUCAUACUUAUAAAAUGAGAAAAAAAAAUAUAAAAGAUAUAUCCAAUAAAAUCAAUGGAAUGAAUAAGGAAAUGAUUCUUAAAAAAAAAGAACAAAAAAAAAUUGUCCUUCAGAAUAAUUUUAUAAGGAUAAAAAAAUAUGGGAACUUUUUAUUAUUCUUUAUUAUUUAUAUAUUUACUAUAUUACAUAUAAUAGAUUUUAAAAGAAAUAAUAAUAUUAUAAGUGAAAUAAUUUUAUAUUCUAUGUAUAGAAGUUUUUUAAUACUUAUUAUAUCAUGUCAAAUAAUUUAUUCUUCAUGGAUUUUUGGAUUAAGACUUCAAUGUAGUCAAUGUGGAAUUUUUGCAUGCUUAUUACAUUUUAUAACAUGGAUCAUAAUAUUACCAGGAAUAUAUUUAAUAUAUAUGAAUAAAAAUUAUUUUUUACAUAUAAUUAUCAUAGGAAUUCUUUUAAAUAUAAUUACUAUAUUUAUUUCAUAUAUUGAAGUUAUAAAUAAAUUAAAAAAAAAUAAACUUAAAAUAACACAUAGGAAUAAUAAUAUAAAUACAAAGUAUAAAAAAAUAUUAUAUCAAUAUGAUAAAAUAAAUAUUUUAAAAAAAUGUAUUUAUUGGCUUUAUAUAGGAAAUAUAGAUAUAUUAAGAAAAAAUAUGAAUAUAGCUAUAUCAGGAAAUGAAAAAAAAUAUAUACCUUUUUUUUGGGUUAUAUUCUUUAAAUAUAUUAAUUCCUCAAUGUUAAUAGUAAUCAUAAUUGUUAACACAAAAGAAUAUUUUAUAAAUAUGCUACAUAUUUUUGACACUUCCUUUAGUUUCAAUAUAGAGCUUAUAAUGAUUGUUAUCAUCUUCAUAGUUGCUUUUUUUUGGUUCUUAAAAAAUAUUUUCACAGAUAAUCAUAAUCAACAAAAUAUUAUAAUACCACCUAUUCCUAUGGUUUGCCAGGAUAAAAAGAGAUACAUUUUUUAUGAAUAA